Molecule: messenger RNA, 4598 nt
Organism: Argiope bruennichi
Lineage: Eukaryota; Metazoa; Arthropoda; Arachnida; Araneae; Araneidae
Product: zinc finger protein 761-like
Exons: 3
Coding region: 155-3472 (1105 amino acids)
Biological process (GO): regulation of transcription by RNA polymerase II
Cellular component (GO): nucleus
Molecular function (GO): DNA-binding transcription factor activity, RNA polymerase II-specific; RNA polymerase II transcription regulatory region sequence-specific DNA binding
Source: RefSeq, a predicted model, not a curated record
CAACAUUGGUUGUUGUUGGAAGAAUAAUGUAAAUAUUGUGGAAUGAUAAAAGUUUUUUUUUAUUUACUUUUAAUGAACACUGAGCUAUAUUCAUGAUUAAUUUAGAUUGAUAUUUAGCUUGCCGUCCUGAUUCUUGUGGCAGCUAAGCAGCAAGAUGCAAAAUUCUACUCAAGGCAUCCAGUUUAAAAAAAUGGAUUUCUGUUUCCAAGAGAACAGAAUUUGUUUGCCUUUUACCACUUGUAUUCGUGAUGGCGUAAUCUUGUUAAAUCUUGCAACUGGUUCUGGAAAUGCUCUUGACUUGAUGAAGAAACAAUUAUCUAAUGAACCACCUCCCCGUAAAAAAGAAGAAAUAGUGGAAAAUAACACACCUAGAAAUGAAAAACCUUUGCCUAUUCCUUUCAAAACAGCUGUAAAUCAUAUGGAAGAUGAAAGUAUUUUAGAAGGAGAAAGGCUUGCUCAAAAAAUUUUAAAUGAGUUCCGAUUAAAACAGUCUGAAGCUCAAACUAAAAAACCCACUUCCACAGGCAAGCAAAAAAAUUAUCAUGCACGGGCACAAAAAAAUAAUCACGAGCGGGCACAAAAAAAUAAUCACGAGCGGGCACAAAAAAAUAAUCACGAGCGGGCACAAAAAAAUAAUCACGAGCGGGCGCAAAAAAAUAAUCACGAGCAGGCACAAAAAAAUAAUAAUAAGCAAGCACAAAAAAAUAAUAAUGUGCAAGCACCAAAAAAUAAUAAUGAGCAAGCACAAAAAAAUUAUAACGAGCAAGCACAAAAAAAUUAUAACGAGCAAGCACAAAAAAAUUAUAACGAGCAAGCACAAAAAAAUUAUAACGAACAAGCACAAAAAAAUAAUCAUGAACAGGCACAAGAAAAUAAUCAUGAACAGGCGCAAGAAAAUAAUCAUGAACAGGCACAAGAAAAUAAUCAUGAACAGGAACAAAAAAGUGAUAAUUUAAAAACAGGCAACACAAUAAAAUCAGAUGGACAAAAUGCACCUACUUUUGGAUUGAAAAAACUAACUUUGAAAGAAAAGUACAGAGAAAUUAAUAAAAAACACAACCUGAAAGUUUUAAAAAGAAGAUCACAGUUAAAUAUAAGCAGUUCAGUUAAGUCAAAAAUCCAGCUAAUAUAUAAGCAUAAUUUAUCCAAAGGAAUCAAAUCUUUUGAUUCGAAUGAGAAUAAUUCAGACUUGCCUACAUCAGAAUAUUUUGUUUCUUGUAGAUUUUGUAAAAAAAGUUUCAAAGUGCUAGAUGAUAUUCAUAAUCAUUAUUGCAAUAAUUCUAAAAAUGUUUAUAAUGAAAUGGUGUUCAAAUGUGAAUUCUGUCCAAGUGCAUUUAAAUAUAAGAACCAUUUAGAUAGGCACAUGAUAGGUCAUAAUCGAAAUAAUUGUAAAUUUUGCAAUGAACGAUUUACAAAACGGAAAGCACUUUGUAAACAUCUUAAAAGUGUCCACAAUAUCAUUGAACAUGAAAAAGUAUACAAAUGUAAUUUUUGUGAAAAAGUCUACACUAAAAGAUUGCAAUUGCAUUUACAUUUGAAAUCUCAUGCUGAAGGUAAAUUGUUGUGUUUAAAAUGUGGUUUUAUGUGCUCAAAUAAUGAGGAAUAUGCUGAACAUGGAAAAGAACAUAUCAAAGACACAAAAUUUGAAUGUACUUUCUGUGGUAAAAGGUUUGCACGACGGCAACAAUAUGAGCAGCAUAUGAUGGGACAUGAGAGGCAUUUUUGUAUGAAAUGUAAUGUGACAUUUUCAACCAAAAAAAUGUUACUAAAGCACCAGCAAACAAUUCAUGGGAUAAGUGUGUUGAAAAAGCAUCAGUGUUUAGUUUGCCAUAAAUUUUUUGUUCGUCCAAUUCAUUUAGAAAUCCACUUAAGGAUGCAUACUGGAGAAAAGCCUGUGAGAUGUUCUAGAUGUGAAAAAAGCUUUACAACUGAAAGAUCUCUUUCAAAACAUUUGAAAUCAGCAAGGCAUUUGCAAGUAGUUAAUGAUGGUAAGAGAGUAGAAUUAGAAAAACCAUUUUUGUGUUCCAUUUGUGGUAACAGAUUUCAUCAACAACAGAGUCUUCUUCGUCAUAUUGAAAUGAUUCACACUGAAGGAGAAGCAAUAAAAUGUGACCAGUGUGAUUACAGUACAAAAUGCAAAGCUAAUUUAAAAAGGCAUGCCGAAGGUCAUUCUAAUAUUAAACGAUAUGUUUGUGAAAUUUGUGGUUUUACAUUUCGGGCAUUCGCAACCUUGAAAGAACAUCAUUUAUUUGUUCAUUCAGAAAAUAGAAGCUUUGUUUGUGAAAUCUGUGAAAAAAGCUUUAAGAACAAGAGUAGUUUACAACGACAUUUAAGGAUUCAUAGUGAAAUAAGACCUUUUAAAUGCCACUGCAACCGAGACUAUAAAAGACUAUCCCAUCUAAAGCGACAUAUGGUGGCUGCUCAUCAUAUGACCAUUAGAAGGAGUUCUGAUGCAAAAAAGCUGGAGGUCUGUAAAAUAGAAAUAAAUAAAAUUGAAGAAAAAUCAAAAUCUUUAAUAAGUGAAAGUAUGGGUGAAGCGAAAGAUUCCACUUCGAGUAAUGGUGUUAUUUUAUUGAAUCUACCCAAGAAUUUUCUUCCCGAUCAGAUUUUUGAAACAGACUUCAAUAAAACAACAACUGGUGAGUCUUUAGUUGUAAUGGCAUCUGACACUGGUCGUGAUGAUAACAUUUAUGUGCCUUGUAACAAUUUACAAAAUUUUAUUGAAAAGAAUGAUGUAGAUAUUGCACCAGACGUAGUUCAGAAGAGUCCACUGAUGUCUAUUCAGCAGUCUAUUAUAUCAUCUGAUUCUCAAGAUUCUUUAUCUUUGAAUGAUCCUGCUUUGAAUUUAUCUCCUAAUUAUUUUAAUUUUGGUUUAACAUCCUGUCCCUUUGGAACCCCAAAUUUGGAUAACGUCUCUGCAAAUCUGCAACUUCAUAAUCAAAAUGAUCCACCCUCCACUUUGUGUACACCUGAUACUGCUACACGUCCUCGUUCUCUACCCAACCUUACUUCUCAGGCACCGAAUACUGACUCCCUUUUUAACUUUUCUUUUCGCAAUAAUGAACUUUCUACUUCCUUUCUUCUUGGGGGUGAUCUACCACCUACUUUAGAUCAUAACAGCUCUUCAAAGCAACUUUUUGGAGAAUCAGGAGAUAUUCUUUCCAUGCCAUCUUUUGCUUCUAGUAAUGAGCCAAAUGUAAUGGAUUGUGAUGCAGAAAAUUUUUUCAACAUUUCCCGAAACAAUGAGCAUCUCUUCAAAACAGCAGAUGACAUUUGGGAUGUGUCUGGUGGGAAUGAAAUUGUGUCAGAAAUGGCAGUAGAUAGCUGUGACCAUGUACCGCCGUUGGUGCCCAGUUUUUCAUCAAAUUCUGAUUCACUGCUUGCGUGCAAUUUAGUUUUCCCUAACGAUCCUUUGUUAGAUUGUACAAUUGAUGCCAGUUCUUUUAACACUGAAGAUUUUGUAUUAACAUAGUAUAUACAAAAAAGCUGGAGUUUUGGUGAUUUUUUUUAAGACAAAAUUAUCAAAGUAAGCUUCUGCGACGAAUGACAUGAAGCACAUCAGAGAAUUAUAUACUUAAAGAUCUUUUGUAAAUUUCUGAAUACUCAAAUUUUAUAAAUGUAUAGAUAAUAAUGGAUAUUUAUGGAGUCUGCAUUUGAACUCAAGGUGUUUGAACUUUCUUUAAACUGUAAGAGAAUAAUUUUGUGGCAAAGUGUUAAGAAGACAAUAUAAGGCAACUGUUGCAUUUGUGGACAUAAACACUAAUUACACUUUCUGGAUUUUCUUUAUAUGUGCUUAUUGAUGCUAGAAUCAGAAGUGUUCAGAUUAUAUUAAUAAACUGUUGUGUAUCCCCUAAAAUAUUGUUGAAUAACUUGUCAGCCAGAUAAAGAUUUGUUUUUAAACAAAGAGUAGAUAUGGAAGUUGGAGUUUAUUAUACUCUAAUAUGUGUUGAAUUUGUAAAAGAAAGCUUGAAUAUUGUGUCUUGUGUGUAAAAAAGUGAGUUGUUAAAUGUCCAUCAGUUUGUUUUAUCUGAAGUUUUACAGACUUAACUAUAGAAUCUAAUAAGAAUAUCCUGUUUAUAUAUUGUGACAGCAGUUUGCUAUAUUAUAUUGCUUAAACUAUAUACAUGUUUGAUGUACAGAUUUUAUUUUUAAUGCUGUAAAGUAUAUCUGUGAAAAUGGCAGCCUUUUUUUUUUUUUUUUUUCCUAAGUUAUUUCAUUAAAAAAAAUUUUUUUUUUCAAAUUAAGAAAGUCUUAAAAACAAUGCUUCUAAAAUUUUUUGAACCUCAUUUUUUUAACCCUAAAGUGCCACCAAAAUGCAUAUAUAUCUAUCUUCUGAGUGUUUAGUUCAAAGUAUGAAUGAUAUAUUCUUAUAACUCUGAAAUUUACACAUUUUUUAAUGGUAUAUAUUUAUGGAAUGCUCCCGAUUUGUUGAAAACGCAUGCAAUAUUUUGAACACAGCCAUUGAUUAUUUUAAGGAGUUUAUGUAUAUUUCAUUUAUAAAAUUAAAAAAAAAUUUCCCAAUUUCAUACAUAUAUAUACUUUUGAUGAUAUUGCAUUAUUUAAUAAAUUAGACUAAAGAUUGUGAAAAUUUAUUUAAA